Messenger RNA from Cavia porcellus (domestic guinea pig), 939 nucleotides. RefSeq names its product olfactory receptor 10AG1-like. NCBI's taxonomy places the organism in Eukaryota, Metazoa, Chordata, Mammalia, Rodentia, Caviidae. The record is from RefSeq and is a predicted model, not a curated record. The transcript has a single exon. Gene Ontology annotation, cellular component: plasma membrane. The coding region runs from base 1 to 939 and encodes 312 amino acids. Gene Ontology annotation, biological process: detection of chemical stimulus involved in sensory perception of smell; G protein-coupled receptor signaling pathway. Gene Ontology annotation, molecular function: G protein-coupled receptor activity; olfactory receptor activity.
AUGAGAACAGAAAUAUCAAAUGCUACCACACUCAUGGAAUUUGUUCUAUUGGGAUUUUCUGACGUUCCUAACCUUCGGUGGAUUCUUUUCGGAAUAUUUUUACUCAUGUAUUUGACUAUUCUGAUGUGCAAUAGCAUUAUAAUACUAAUAACAAAAGUAAACUCUACUCUUCAGGUCCCUAUGUAUUUUUUCCUUAGAAAUUUUUCCUUUUUGGAAAUUUGUUAUGUAACAGUCACUAUCCCAAGAAUGCUCAUGGAUCUUUGCACCCAAAAAGGAAAUAUUUCCAUCCUUGCCUGUGCUACACAAAUGUGCUUUGUUCUCAUGCUGGGGGGCACCGAGUGCCUCCUCCUGACUGCAAUGGCCUAUGACCGUUACGUGGCCAUCUGCCACCCUCUACGCUAUGCCCUCAUCAUGAAUCACAAGUUGUGUGUGCAGCUGGUGGCCGCCUCUUGGAGCUGUGGGAUUCCAGUUGUGAUUGGGCAAACAUGCCAGAUUUUCUCUUUGCCCUUUUGUGGGUCUAACAGAAUCCAUCAUUUCUUCUGUGACAUCCCCCCAGUACUGAAGCUCGCUUGUGGGGACACAUUGGAGAAUGAGAUCGCAGUCUAUGUGGUUGCAGUAGUGUUUGUCACAGUUCCCUUUCUGUUGAUCAUUGUCUCCUAUGGCAGAAUUAUCACCAACAUUCUGAAAAUGCCCUUGGUCAGAGGCAGGGCUAAAGCCUUCUCUACCUGCUCUUCUCACCUGACAGUUGUGGUCUUAUUCUAUGGUACAGCUAGUAUCACUUACUUACAACCCAAACCAAGCCAAUCUGAAGGCAUAGUGAAACUCACCUCUCUUUUCUACACUAUUUUGAUCCCAACUCUGAAUCCAAUUAUCUACACACUAAGGAACCAGGACAUCAUGUUUGCAGUGAAAAAGCUACUAACUAAAUUUGAAACAUGA